Messenger RNA from Linum trigynum, 1190 nucleotides. Lineage: Eukaryota; Viridiplantae; Streptophyta; Magnoliopsida; Malpighiales; Linaceae. The record is from the annotation of a GenBank genome assembly.
AGGCAAAAGUUAAUAAAAAAAUUAUCUCCUUAAUCCAUCUCCCUAUCCUCUCAAUUCUUGACCUGAAUCCCUCUAAAGGCUUAGGCUGAUUCUCUUAUGACGGCUCUGAUCUAGGGUUCUAUCGGUUGGGUUGGGAAAUUGGGAAUUCAGGAAUUUGGGUAUAGAAUUGGGGAUUGAGAUUGAGAAUGAUACCAGGCGAGGAGCGAUGACGGCUCCCGAAGCGAUGACGACCGCGGAAGGAGCAUAGUCGUGGGCGAGAAUGGGAGUGGCCUGGCUUGCGCGCCGUCGGAGGGAUUGUCGGCCGCCAAGGAAAGAGAGGGAGAAGAAGUAUCCGCAGGAGGAAGCACUGGGAAUGAGGCAGGAGGUGGAGUGGCGCUGUCUGUGUAGUAGUCCGACGCCGAUGGUGGAGACGAAAACCAGGGAGGCAGAUCCGGAAAGCGGUGUUGUUCUCCUCGAAGCGACGGCGGACUGGAAGUUGAAAUUGAAGGCGAUGGCGGAGCGAGGCUCGCCUCGCCGCUGUUGGAUGAGCUGUCGGCAGCCGGAAAUGGAGAAGGAAGAUGGAGGCGGUGCGUUUCCUCGCGCACCGUUAGAGAAGAUGAAAUCGUCGGCGAAGGUAGGCGGCGCGACGAGGAAGAAGAAGAUGGAGGAGGGUGGCGGCUGGUUUCCUCGUUGCACAAACCCUAGGUCGCUCACAUGGGGUCGAGUUGGGCUGAGGAUGAUUCAACCGGGCCAAGCAAUGCGGGCCGAGUGGCCUGUGGGAAUAACUCUCAUGUCAAAGAAGAAAAGAAGUGGUGGGCCGGAUCUGGUGGAAAAGUUGGGCAGCCUAGGGCUAUGGCAAGGCCCGAACGCAGAAGAGGCAGUGGGCUUCACCAUUAGCUGUGAGCCUCAUUUUUUUUUGGAGCAUUGGGCCACCAUUAAUUGAGACGAUCAGAACAAUUUUAUGGGUGGACUGGGAGGAAAAUGACGAUGGUUUUGCUAGCUUAUUUGGUGGACUGAGCAUGCCAAGAAUUAAACAAGUUUUGGCAGCCCAUGGACCAAUACUUGGGCCAUUUAUGAGUUGUCUUACAUGGACCAUUUAUGAUUUUCCUUAAAUUAUUCGAGUUUGAAGUCAACAAUAGAGGAGCCAUUGAAGUUUCAGAGUGUCAACGAAGCAAAGAGUGGGCCCCUGAGAAUGAAAUUCGAAGAGUUGG